AUUUCCCUGAUGUCAUGUGUUUGUCUGUUUUCAGGUACACUUUAGACAAUAGCAACGCUGACAGUUUGUGUGUAGCUGUUGAACUUCCAGGUGUAAAGUCUGGGGAUGAAUGUGAUGUUGAUAUCAUACAGGAUGUGCUGAUGGUUACAGUUACGGGAAAAUAUGAUCUUUUUUUACCUCUUGAUGCUCAUGUUGAUGACUCGAGAGCAGAUGCUCAGUUUCACAAAGACAAAGCUGUCUUAUCUGUCAGACUACCAUAUCUGGAAACUCUUUGAAAAAAAAAAAAAUUCUGCCAAAGUUAAAAU
This is a messenger RNA of Octopus sinensis (East Asian common octopus), 305 nucleotides long. RefSeq names its product protein kintoun-like. The transcript is spliced from 2 exons. The record is from RefSeq and is a predicted model, not a curated record. Bases 15 to 275 code for a protein of 86 amino acids. NCBI's taxonomy places the organism in Eukaryota, Metazoa, Mollusca, Cephalopoda, Octopoda, Octopodidae. Gene Ontology annotation, biological process: rRNA processing; box C/D snoRNP assembly. Gene Ontology annotation, cellular component: ribonucleoprotein complex; cytoplasm; R2TP complex.